GGGGCAUUUGUAAAUUCAAACGCUACUUUCUGAUCACUUCCCGAAACACCUUCUGCUAUGAGUUUCCUUUUUGGAUCUAGGAAAUCCCCUGAAGAACAACUCAAGGAAAAUAGGCGAGCGAUUACAAGAACCAUUAGAGAAAUAGACAGAGAAAAAACUCAGCUAGAAAGGGAGCGUGUCCGAAUUACAAAUGAAAUCCGUAUGCUAGCGAAGCGUGGUCAGAUCGAUGCCGUAAGAGUAAUGGCGAAGCAGUUAGUCCGAACGGAGAACUACAUCAAAAAGUUCUCUUUGAUGCACUCAAAUUUGACAGCAUUAUCUAUGAAAGUCCAAACUAUUAAAUCAACUGCCACAAUGGCUAACGCUAUGAAACAAGUUGCACUGACAAUGAGACGUAUGAAUGCAUCAAUGCAGUUACCUCAAAUCCAAAGGAUUAUGAUGGAGUUUGAGAAGCAAACUGAAAUGAUGGAAAUGAAAGAAGAAAUGAUGGCAGACGUAAUAGAUGAUGCUAUUGGAGAAGAAGACGAAACUGAAGACUCCGAAAAUAUCGUAAACAAGGUUCUCGAAGAGCUUGGAAUUGACCUUAACGCACAGCUUAGUGACCUUCCAACAGCCAAGGAUACAGUUGGGAGUGGCGCAGUGGCUAAUUCACUUCGACCUCGGGCAGUUGCUACAGAUGGUGUGUCGACCAUAGAAAAUCCUCCUGCUUCUGGGUCUAACGACACUAUUGAUGAAAAUGACCUAGAAGCCCGACUAGCACGCCUUAAGAGGAAGUAAUCUCUUAUUUUAUCGCUGAUUUUGACGUCUUUUUUCUUCUCGAUUAUUAAGCCAACUUACGCUUGUGUACAUCCAUUAAUCCUAACCCAGCAUAAUAAAACAAUGCUCCCAGUCUACUAAUCUGCAAAACAAUAUUUCUUUAAUGACUUUUUUUAACACGAUCAAAUCCAAGCUUCUGGUUUUUAUGAAGAAGCAGUUUUUUACUUCGUGUUUAGAAACUUUAUGCGGUUUACUGUUCAAAAUUUUCGUAAAAUAUUAUUUUGUUCCUUUAACAUCAAGUUUCUUACUGUGACUUUUACUAAAUCAUUUUUUAUUUUCUUGCAACCACUGGACAUCAACGAGUAGUCUGAUACAUCUGAAACUAAAUUUUGCAUCACACAGCAACUAUUCAUAUCUACCACUUUUCAUAGGUCGUAGGGACUCCACAUCCAAUACGGUAUCAUUCUUUUCACAUAAACUGGCUUACAUCAAUAUGCCUCACCUCAGCUUGUCAAAAAGUUCUGUCAUACCCCGUCUCCAGCACGCACAACCAUUUAUACUUGGAAUUGUUUAAUGUAAUAGGACUUGCAUAUUUUUAUUUUUUUGUUGACUCAAAUAUCGGGAUUCAAGUUGAAUACUAGACCGUUAAACCUGAAAUGUACGGUGUGGAUGAAAGCGUCC
This is a messenger RNA of Heterobilharzia americana, 1434 nucleotides long. NCBI's taxonomy places the organism in Eukaryota, Metazoa, Platyhelminthes, Trematoda, Strigeidida, Schistosomatidae. The record is from the annotation of a GenBank genome assembly.